AUGUAUGCUCUGGACUUCUCUGCUGAAGCACACCGCACAUCUCCUGCCCUACUGCUCCCCGGCCCGUCAGACCAUCACCACCCUCAUUCCCCUUCACCGGCUGAUGAUCCCCUUAGUCUGCCUCACGACCCCCCUUCUCAGCACGGGCAUCUAAGCCCUGGGUGGAACUCUAACCUGCAGCGUGGGGAUUCGAACCCGGGUCUGCAGCUUGAAGAGGUUCACUCAGGUUGCCAGCAGCUGGAUUUGAACCUGGGUCUGCAGCAUGAGGACUUUAACCCUUAUUGCCAGCAGCCGGAGUUGAACCCGGGUCUGCAGCAGUACCGGGUGACGUACACCAAGUUCGAGGGGGACGAUGAGGAUGUGGUGGGGCUGCGCUUGCGCCUGCGCUCGCGGACUCUCAGCGUGGCAGAGUGCGAACGCGUGCGCGAGGGGAUGGUAGUGGUGGCAUUCGUGAAGCACCCCGAGGGAGACCCUAGUGUGGACGCAGAGGUGAGAGAGACCAAGGUUGGUUUGAAAGGGAGCCUGCGCUCGCAGACGCUCAGCGUGGCGGAUUGCAUGCGUGCAGGAGGGCAUGGUGGUGGUGGCGUUUGUCAAGCACCCCCAGCGCAUUACGAUGGGCGGGUGGUGGCGAUUGACAGGAAGCCUCACGAGGUGCCGGGGAGGGGCAGGAGGGCGCGCUGCGAGUGCACCUUCUACGAAUUGGAGGAAGAGGAGAAGGAAUUGGAGGAGGAGGAGGAGGAGGAGGAGAAGGAAUUGGGGGAGGAGGAGAAGGAAUUGGGGGAGGAGGAAAAGGAAUUGGAGGAGGAGGAGAAGGAAUUGGAGGAGGAGAAAAAGGAAUUUGAGGAGGAGGAGGAGAAGAGAGAGGGAGAUGAUGAUGAUGAUGUCGUGGAGGUGCAAGAGGGAUGGGGGGGGAACGAGGUAGAGGCAGAGGUGAAAGAGGAGGAGGUGAAAGAGGAGGAGGUGAAAGAGGAGAGGAAAGAGGAGAAAGAAGAGUUGGAAGAAGAAGAGAAUGCAGAGGAAGAGAAAGACAAGGAGGAGAAAGAGGAGGAGAAAGAAGGGGAGAAAGUGGAGGAGGAACAGGAGGAGGAGAAAGAGGAGGAGAAAGAAGGGGAGGAAGAGGAGGAGAAACAGGAGGAGGAGAUAGAGGCGAGAGAAGGGCAGAAAGAGGAGAAAGAUAUGGAGGAGACGGGGGAGAAAGUGGAGAAGAAAGAGGAGGAGAACCCGGGGGAGAGACAUGAGGUGAAAGAAAAGGAGAAUACGGAGGAGGAGAAUGAGGAGGAGGAAGACGGAAGUGGAAACGGCAAGGCUGCUGAAGGCGGCUGCGAGAGGGAGGAAGGAGAGACUGAUGUGGAUGGGUUGAGGUGCGUCACACGUCAACCGUCUGAUCCACGGAGGGCUUUAAAGGUGAGGUUGGUGAGGCGCAUUACACGGCACCCAUCAGAUGCGCUGGCGUCCCAGGCGAGGUGGGUCGCCUGUGGUGCGACGGGCGAAGAGGGAGAUGAAGAGGAGAGUGAUCGGCAAUCCUGCAGACAGGGUAGUGAAGGCGGGGAGGGUGGGGAAGGUGGGGAGGAUGGUGAGAGAGGAGAGGGUGAAAGACUGGGCGGGAAUCAGGGGCAUGCGGCACAGGGUGGGGAGGAGGGGCGUGAGGGGAAGGGUGGGGAGAUGAGCAGUGGAGGAACGGGUGGGGAAAGGGGGGAGGUUGAAUGUCCGGAGACACAGCAGCAUUAUCUGAGGAGCAGGAAACGGAGCGAGGGAGGAGGAGAGAAAGGGAGAGGAGAGGAAGGGAGAGAAGAGGGAGGGAGAGGAGUGAAGCGAGGAGCGGGGCAGUGGGGGCAGCUUGGCAGGGCGAGGGGCCAUCGGGUGUGCCGCCAUGCCCCUCCUCAGCUGCUGUUUGGGCCUCCACCCUCUCGUGUUGAGGCACCUGCUGCUGCUGCUGCUGCUGCUGCUGCUGCUGCCUCACCUGCCCCCUCUCUGCCCACACGUGACACAGGCGUUCCUCCUGCAUCACCUGCAUCACUCGCCAUGCGUGGUUUCCUGCUGAGAAUGCCCACACGUGACACAUGCGUUUCUCCUGCUCCACCUCACUCCUCCACAGUCCCUGCUCCCUCCCCUCCCCCACCCGUUGCACUUGCUGCACCUGCCCCUCCACCCGUCGCUCUCUCCCUACCUGCCGCUCUCGGCACAAUCCUAGCUGCUGCUGGCAGCACAGCGCCUCCGGCCGCUGGCAUGACUCAGCAGGCCGACAGUACAGCUCAGCAGGCCAGCUGCGUGAGUCAGCUGGUCCGCUGCGUGACUCAGCGGGCCAACAGCUUGGCUCCCCAGGGGAGCAGGGUGUGUGAGGAGCAAACGAGUGCGGUGCUGCAGGGGUUUGGCUUGGUUCUCAUCACAGGGGAAGCAGCUGCAGCCCAGGCAUCCACCCACCCCUCGCCUGUGCAGCCAGUCGCUCACCUCUCGCCUGUCUGUUUUGCAGCUCAGCCUUUCUCUGCGCUUGGAGCGCCUGUGCACCCAACGCCUCCUUUCCAGUCCACUGCCCAGCCCUCUCCCGCUCAACCUACCUCUCAGCCCUCCCCUGCCCAGCCAACUGGGCAGCCCUCUGGUGUCCAUUCCACGGCUCCUCCACUCCCUGCUGUGCCACCACUCGUACUGGAACCCCCCUCUCUUCCCGCCCAGCAAAACGCUCACCCCUCUCCUGCUCAACCACCUACUGCUGAGCCCUCUGGUGCCCGUUCCGCAGCUGAACCGCUGCCUGACCAGCCAGCACUCGUUCUCGAACCCCCUCCUGGUCCCUCUCGCAGCCUUUCUUCAACCAUACUUCAUGCAUCGCUCCCCACCCAAGCCUCGCCCCCAAAUCAAGACCCGCCCCCCAUUCAAAACCUCCCCCCCAUGCAGUACCCGGUCUCCGCGCACGGAUCUCCCCGCACCCAGCCCUUUCCUUCUGUGGAUCUCCCUCCAAGUUCUCAGCACAUCUCCCCUGGUACUGCGCCUGCAACUGCCCCUGCAACUGUCCCCGCAGCUGCUCCAACUGCCCCUGUCACUGCCGCUGCGAUUCCCCUUGGUUUUAUGGAGACAAGCAGGCAGAUGCUGCAGGCACAGGGGGAGCAUGCGUCGAAUUCUGGAGAAGCGGAGCGAGGGGAGUGUUGGGAAGGGACGGAGAGGGAGGUGGGAGAGGAAGCAGAGAGAAGGGCAGGAGGCGAGGAUGGGGGAAUGGAGGAGAGGAGUAAAGGGGAGGAAGAGGGUGCAAGAGGGGAGGAGCAAGGGGGAGAGGGUGCAAGGAGUGUGCAAGAGGAGGGAGAUGGUGCAAGGAGGGAGCAAGGAAAAAGAGAGGAGCGGAUACACUUGCGAGAGAAUGAGCAGAUGCAAGGCGAGGGGCCGACGCAAGGCGAGGGGCCGACGCAAGGCGAGGGGCCGAUGUGGAAUGAAGGGCAGACACGGAGUGAGGGGCAGCAAGAACAAGGUAGGGAGGGUGCAGAGCAGAGAGAGGAGCGACGUGUGCAAGGAGGGGUGGAGGAGCCAAGGGUGGAGGAGCCAAGGGUGCUGGGAAGAAUGGAGGGGGGAGGGGUGCAGGGAAGAGCGGGGACCCGAAGGGUGAGGAGGAGAAGGGGGGCAGGGGAAGGGGUGGAGAGAAGAAUGGGGAGGGGAGAGGUGCAGAGAAGAGUAGAGGAGCAAGGGGUGCAGAGAAGAGUAGAGGAGCAAGGGGUGCAGAGAAGAGUAGAGGAGCAAGGGGUGCAGAGAAGAGUAGAGGAGCAAGGGGUGCAGAGAAGAGUAGAGGAGCAAGGAGUGCAGAGAAGAGUAGAGGAGCAAGGGGUGCAGAGAAGAGUAGAGGAGCAAGGGGUGCAGAGAAGAGUAGAGGAGCAAGGGGUGCAGAGAAGAGUAGAGGAGCAAGGGGUGCAGAGAAGAGUAGAGGAGCAAGGGGUGCAGAGAAGAGUAGAGGAGCAAGGGGUGCAGAGGCGAGUGGUGGGACGAGGUGGGUUGGAAGCGGUGGUGAGGGACAGAUGGUCUGGAAGCGACAACAGGGGGAUGGAAGAGCAGGGUUUGAGCCUAGGUGGUGGUGGUGGGUUAAGAGGGACGGUGAGAGAUGUGGGAGAGGAGGCGAGGAAUGGAGGGGAGGGAGAGAGGGAGAAAGAGAGGGAGAGGGAGAGUAUGCAAGAAAGGGAGGAGAUGAGGGGGGAAGGGAGGGAAAAGAGGAGGGAGGAAAGGAGGGAAGAGAGGAGGGAAGAGAGGAGGGAAGAGAGGAAGAAGGAGAGGAGGGAAGAGAGGAGGGAAGAGAGGACAGAAGAGAGGGAAAGGAGGAGGGAUGAGAUGAGGGAAUUGAGAGAGGAGAGGAGGGAAGAGAGGGGGGAAGAGAGGACGGAGGAGAGGGAAGGGAGGAGGGAAGAGAGGUGGGAAGUGAGAGAAGAGAGGAGGGAAGAGAGGAGGGAAGAGAGGAGGGAAGAGAGGAGGGAAGAGAGGAGGGAAGAGGGGAGGGAAGAGAGGAGGGAAGAGAGGAGGGAAGAAGUUGUGAGGCUGAGAGAGGUGACUGAGAGUAUGGAAUUGGAGGAAGGGGAGGUGGUGGAAGAGGGGGAGGAGGGGGAGGAAGGGGAGGUGGAGGAAAUGGAGGAGGUGGAGGAAGGGGAGGUGUUAGAAGAGGGGGAGGAAGUGGAGGAAGGGGAGGAGGUGGAUGGAGGGGAGGAGGAAGAGGAGGUAGAGGAGGAAGGGAUAGUUGGGUGCAGAGGGUGCAUGGUAGCGAGCGAGAGGGGAGGCGGUGUGGGUGGAAUGAGUGGGGCACGUGCGGGGGAAGGGAGGAGUGAGCAGCCCCCCCGUCAGGCACCCGUAGCAGCGGAUCCCAACGCGGUGCGUGCAGAGGCGCACAGGGGAGGGCUCGUGAGCAUGUCCAUGCCCAUGCUUGUGGGUGGAGAGAUGCAAUCGAGAGGGGGCAUGGUCAUGGGCAUGCCUAUGCCCAUGCCCAUGCCCAUGCCCAUGCUUGUGGGUGGAGAGACACAAACGAGAGGGGGCAUGGGCAUGGGUGGAGAGGCACGCAGGGGAAGGCUGCUGGGCAUGCCUGUGGGUGCCUCUCAUGUGAUUGUUCUGUCUGAUGACGAUGAAGAGGCAGGCCAGGGGGAGGCGAGUCCGAGGGAGAGGGGCCGGGUGGAGGAGGGUCGGGCGGAGGAGGUUCGGGUGGAGGAGGAGGGAGAAGAGGAGGAGGGCAGAGGGAAAAGGGGAUGCUUUGAAAGGGAAGAGGGGGAGAGUGGGGCGAGGCUAGUGGGGGAGAAAGAGGCAGCUGGGAUGGUGGGAGGCGAUGCAGAGGAGUGGAAUGAGGGGGGGCAGGGGGUGCAGGAGGGAGAAAGGAGGAGUGGUUGGAGAGGGCAUUUUGAAAAGGAAAAUGGGGAGGGACAUUCCGAAGGAGAUCCAGAUGCGGGGAUGGAAGUGGAGGGAGGCAGAGUGAGGACGAGUGAGUGUGAGAUGCGGCCAGGUGAAGUGGGGAAGAGGGAGGUGCUUGAGCAGGGAAAGAAGGGCGAGGAGAGGGAGGAGGGGGGGGAGGAUAGGGAGGAGGGUGCACAAGGAGAGGAGAAGGAGGAUAAGGAAGAGGGAGAUCAGGGCGAGAAAGGGGGGAAGGAGGGGCAGGGAGUGCAGAGAGUGCAGGGGGAGGAGAGGGAGCAGGGCGGGAAGAGUGAGGAGAAAAAAAAGGAGCUGUCCGGAAUGGUUGGGGAAUGUGGGGAGAUGGAAGGGACCGGGGAGGAGGGGAAGCGGCUGGGGAGUGCUGCUGGCGCAUGUGGGGGUGAUGCAGGGAGGGGAGCGAGGGUGAUGCACAGGAAGGAGGACGUGAAGGGGAGGCGAGAGGAUGAGAGGGUUGAGGCAUGGCAUGGGAAAGAGGUGAUUGUGCUGGAUGUUAGUGAUGAGGAGGAGGACCAUAACGAGCGUGCUAAUAACGAGGAUGAGUCAAACAAGGGACGUAAUGAUAAGAUGGGAGGUGGGGAGAGUGAGAGGGAUGGGGUGAGUAGGGUGGGAGGAGCAAUGCAGAGGCAAGGGGAUGGGGAGAGAGGGGGAAGUGAGUGCGAGGAAGGGGCUGCGAAAGUGCGAGGGAGAGAGUGUGGUGUGGAGGAGGAUUCGGAAUUAGAGGAAGGGGAAGUUCGAGAGGAGGAGGGGGAUGAGGAUGAUGGGUGGAAUGAUGGGGGAGAGAGCAGUGAGAGAGAAGGGGAGAUAGGGAACAAUGCUGGGUAUGAUAAGGAGGGUGGGGAGGUGAGGCGUUAUCAAGAGGAUGAGGAGAUGAGGGAAAAGGAGAGGAAGGAAGAGGAGAGGAUGGAAGAGGAGAGAAAGGAAGAGGAGAGGAAGGAAAAGGAGAGGGCGGAAGAGGAGAGGAAGGAAGAAGAGAGAAAGGAAGAGGAGAGGAAGGAAAAAGAGAGGAAGGAAGAGGAGAGGAAGGAAGAGGGGCGGCAGGGAAUAAAUCAGGUGACAAGAGAGGAGGAAGGGAACAAGGAGGAAAGGAGUGGGAAGAUGCGAGAGGAAGGUGAUGCAGUGGAAGCAAAAGGUGGUCAGAGACCGGCGGGGCUGGGCCGUGCGUGGGGCUUACUGGCUGCUCGUAGCAUCAUUCCCCAUCACCCGCAUGGCCCGUGUCGUGCUCACCACCCCCACCAUGUUCAUCUCUCUCGCCCUCGUUACCCUUGUCACUCUGCUGCGCCUACUGUGGUGGGUGCUUCUAGCGCGCCGGUGAAGGAUGGGGCUGUUGGUGUGAGGGAGGAGGAUGAGGUUGAAGAGGAGAUUAUCUUUCUGGAUGAUGAUGAUGAUGAGGAAGAGGAGGAGGAAGAGGAGGAGGAAGAGGAGGAGGCGAGGAGAGUGGGACAGGGAGAGGGGAGAGAGCAAGGAGAGGAGACAGGGGGUGCGACGGUGGUUAUAUUGGAUGAUAGUGGAAGAUGUAGAGAGGGGAUGGGGCAAGUGGAAACAAGGAAGGAAGAGGUAGCGAGGAAGGAAGAGGGAGAAAUGACGGGGAGAGCACACAAAGAGUUGGAAGGUGUGGAGGAGGCGGGCGAGGAAGGGGAUGGAGUGUGGGGGCAGGAAGGAAGUGAAGGGGUGCGGCGAGAAGAGGAAGGUGAGGAGGCUGAUCAAGGGGCAGAGGAGGAAAGCAAGGAGCAGCCAAAGGAGUUGGAAAGGGUCUCAGGUGGAGAGGUGGAAGGGGACGGAAGGUGCACUGGCAACAGGGCCGUUUUUGAGUCGACUCAAGAGGUACCUAAAGAGUUGGAGAAAGCACCAGAUGGAGAGGUGGGCGGGGAAGGAAGGAGGCCAGGUAAGAGGGGAGGCAGGGAAGAGGAGUGGGAUGUGUGGGGUUGGGAGCGUGCAUGGAAGAGGGCGAAGAGUGCCGUGGAUGAGUGGCUGGACGAGGGGGAUGACGCGUUGGUGGGGGCGGGUGCACAAGGUGGGGAGGGAGGGGAGAAGGGCGGAAUGGGGGUGGAGAGGCAGAGGGGAGAAGCAGGAGGGGCAGGAGAGGGAGGAGAGGGAGGAGAGGGAGGAGAGGGAGGAGAGGGAGGAGUGGCAGGAGAAGCAGCGAGUGCAGGGCAAUCUGUGCAUGGGGAUGAGCUGGUGUGCUCGGCUCCGUGUGUAGGAGAGGCCGGGGGCGUGGAGGUGAGCUCUGGGUCGGCUCAGACUUCACCAAAUGCAGAGCAAUGCUUGGCUGGGGAUGGGCGGGACGAGGUGGCGUGCUGUGAUCCGUGUGGGGGAGAGAGUGGUGGCGUGGAGGGAGGCGGGGCGCGGAAGAGGAAGAGAGAUGUGCAGGAGGGAGAGAUGUGCAGCGAGGAAGGCCCAGCGGAGAUGCAGGGAGAGGUGAAUUUGAGAGGCGAGGAGGGGCUUGUAGGCCCAGAGGAGAAAGCGGAAGAUGAAGCUAAGGGGGAGGAGGCACGGGAAGAGGCUGAUCAGGAAGCCACUGGACUUACUGAAGCCACAAGGACCGCAACAAACACGACAGCCACAACAGCUGCAACAGGCGCAACAGCCACAGCAGCCACAACAGCCGCAACAGGUGCAAGAGACACAAGAGGUGCAAGAGGCACGAGAGGCAUAGAUGUGCUUCUCCCGUCUGCCCUCCUCAUUGCAUCUCCUCGCCUCCAUCCCUCUGCUUCACCUGCACCACCCCUUCCCAUCCCACCCACAUCAACCUUACCUCAGCCUCCCCCCGCCUCCUCCUCCCCACCUGUUGCCUCAACCCCUGUUGCUCCUGCCACCUCUGCUCCCUCCUCCUCUGCUCCCUCUUCCUCCGCCCCCUCCUCUGCUCCCUCCUCUUCUCCCUCCUCCUCCGCCCCCUCCUCCUCUGCUCCUCCCUCCUCUGCUCCCUCCUCCUCUGCCCCUUCCGCUGAUCCUGCUUCUCCCACUCCUUCAACCCGCACUGCUCCUCCCCCCUCUCCCCCUGCUGCUCCCUCUCCCCCUCCUCCUGCCAGUGCAUCAGCACAGAAACAGCGGGAGAGUGAUGAGGAGGAGGAUGUGGAGAGGGAGGAGGGGCGGUCAGGCCAUCCCAUGGGGGCAUACGAUGUGAGGAGGCAGGGAGUGUGUCGGUACGACGGGGGGCGGCAUGUGGUGGAGGAGGAUGCGAUGGAGGGGGAGGUGUGUGCCAAGUGCGGCAUCGUCCUCAGGAGCGCCCACGAGCUGUCGCUGUCUCCCGUGCCCUCAAUUUCGCCGCCUCAUAUCUCCCACCCACAGGCAACGAACCAGCCCUCCCCAAGGGUUGUGACGAGCAAAAGGCGGCCCCACCUCACCCCAAUGCAGUUGCAGGCGCAUGCAGCAGGCGGGCAGGCAAUGGGAUGGGAUGGAAGCUGCCCUGGCGUGCCCUCCCCAGGAGCAGUGACCAUCAGGCGGGCGUACCUCACCCCGAUGCAGCUGCAGGCGCAGCAGGCCAUGCGAGCCAUGGAGGCUGCAGAGGCUGAGUGGCGCCGGGAGGAGCAGCAGCGCCAGCAGGCAGCGCAAACACUUAUCUUCACUCCCAUGUCCCCCGCUCCUCCUGUUUCUCCCAUUUUCCCCAUGUCGCCUGUUCCUCCUGUUUCUCCCAUUUUCCCCAUGUCGCCCGUUUCUCUGUUUCUCGUCCACAGGGCUCAGGGCAGCGCACCGGGAUCUCCACCACGACCUAUGCAGGGGCGAGUAGGGGAUGGACCGGGAGGAGCCGGCGCGAUCUUCGUUGAGGGGUUGCUUACCGUACCGGCGCCGACCUCUCGUCGCUCUUUCCGUUACGACGGCCCUCGACCCCCUCCUUCGGGGCAGACGCCGACGCAGCCGGAGAGCGGCAGCGAGGAGGAGGAUGAGGAGGAGGAUGGUGAGGGCGAGAAGGAGGAGGACACUGAGGGGAGCGGGGAUGACAGCGAGGCGGCGUGGGACCCAGAGACGCAUGGCGAUGGGGAGGGGAGAGAUGAUGAUGAUGAAGACCACGAGAUGGAUGGGUUGGAGCCAGAGGGGCGGGAGGAGGAGGUGGGAGAGGGUGGUGGAAGGGCGGCGACAGAGGCGGGAUCACAGCAUGUGCGUGAAGGGGGAGGGAGCGUGGGGAUUAAGGUGGGGGGGAGAAAGGCCGUGACCAUUAGGGAGCCGAGGCAGAGGAAGAAGGCCAACAAGUUGAGGGAGCGGGCGUAUCCCUGCACGUUCACUGGGGAGCCCUUGGGCGAGGGUGUGAUCGCUCCCGAGUUCCUAGACGAGGACGGAGAGUCCGAGAGUAGUAAGGGGACUGGCAAGGGUAAUAGGAAGUCGGGGUGGCAAGUAAUGAUGUUCGGACCGUUAGGGGCAGACGAUAAGCGUCAGUGCAAGAUUUGCACAGACAGGAUUUCGUGGAAGCAAUCCACAACAACCCCCGGCGAGCGGCACUUUGCGAGCUUCCACACUGCGCACAUGCAUGUGUGGCAUCACCGUUACCACACCCCGUCCGUUCACUUGCCAGGGGAGACGUUUCCACGUGGGGGCUACAAGGGAGUGCCGGAUGGCUACGUCUAUCAGUGGCCACAUGCCAAGACUUGGCCGCAGCUCGCAAAGGGGAAAGGGAUGGCGACUGGUGGAGGUCAUGGGUCAGGCGGGAUGGAGCGGUGGAUGACAACCAAACUGACCUCGGUGCAGCUACGGCAGGCGAUCACGAAGCUGGUGGUCACCUGCGACCUCCCCUUCCGCAUCGUCGAGGCCGAGGCUUUUCAUGAGCUACUCAUCCUGCUAAACCGCAACUGCGCGCAGAAGAACUUCAUCCCCUCGCGCUGGACGGUUUCCCGCGAUACAGUGGUCUAUGCGGCUGCCGCUCUUCAGUCAGCCAUUGCGGAGAUGCUGGCGAAGGAGGGGGAUCUGGGGUGCAGGGUGUCGUUCACCAUCGACAUGUGGACGUCGCCCAACAACAGGGCGUGGCUAGUGGUAACGGGUCACUGGAUCGACGAGAAUUACCAGCUGCGCACAAUGGUGUUUGAAUUCCGCGAGAUUCACGGGCGUCACACGGGCAAGCAGAUGGCGAGGGUGGUUGAGGAGACUGUGAUGCAGUGGGGGUUGGAGACGCGUUGUCUUGGGCUCACCUCAGACAACGCCUCCAGCAACACUGCCGCUUUCAGGUGGAUGUCGGAGGAGGGUGGUGGCCAGUGCUUCUUCAACUCGCGCAUGCACUUCCGGUGUUAUGUUCCGAACCGGCCCUCCGCAGGCGCAGUGGUGACCAUCAGGCGGCCCCACCUGAACCCAAUGCAGCUGCAGGCGCAGCAGGCCAUGCGAGCCUUGGAGGCUGCAGAGGCAGAGUGGCGCCGGGAGGAGCAGCAGCGCGAGCAGGCAGCGCAGCGCGAGAGGGAGAAACAGCGGAAAGAGAGGGAGCGGGAGCGAGAGCUUGAGCGGCGGCAGCAGCUGCUGGGGGAGAUCGGGGUGGAGCACGAUUGCUGGCCGUCGGAUUUCCUCGGAAAGAGGAUGCAGAGCCAUCAGAUUGCUGCGUUCCGAUUCAUCUGGCACCACCUGGUGGCUGGGGCCGGGGGGAGGCCAGGGGAAGGGCGAGUGGGAGCAGGGGGAGGAGACGUAAAAUCACAGGAGAGGGAAGUAGGGGGGUGCAUCUUGGCGCAUGCGCCUGGCACGGGCAAGACGCUGACCACCAUCGCCUUCAUCGAGAAGCUUCUCUCCCUGCAUCACCAUCAGCGGCUCACUCGUGGUGAGACGGGGCAUCUCAGUGCCUCUGCUGCUGUGUCUGCAGCAAGCGGCACCCCGCCGCGCAUCCUGAUCGUGACAGAGCUCUCCAUAGUGGACUCAUGGUGGGCCGAGUUCCACAAGUGGAUCACCACCCGCUCCCAGCGCGCUGUCAUCCCCUCCCUCAAAGUCCUGGAAGGCGGGGGCGCAGGGGGGAUACGAGAAGCAGAGAGGGUGGCCAAGGCGUGGGCUGCUAAGGGUGGUGUGUUGAUUGCGACUUAUGGGUUUCUGGAAGGGGUGAUUGAGAAGCGGGGAGUAGGGGGGGCAGGAAGGGCAGGCGGGGUGUGGGGGUUGGGGUCGCAGGGGCGGGAGGAGGGGGUGUGGGCGAGGGGCGAGGUGAGACGGAUGGUGGUGGAGGAGACGGAUGUGCUCAUCUGUGACGAGGGCCACCGCAUCAAAUCGCCCUCCACCAUCUCGCACCGGGUAAGCACAGCGUGCGUGUGA
Molecule: messenger RNA, 11580 nt
Organism: Closterium sp. NIES-65
Lineage: Eukaryota; Viridiplantae; Streptophyta; Zygnematophyceae; Desmidiales; Closteriaceae
Source: the annotation of a GenBank genome assembly